AUGGCCGCCCCCAACGGUGGGAGAAGAGGAGAGAGGGAGAGAGGGAGAGAGCGAGAAACGGAGAGGAGAGAGGGCUGGACCGCGGCACUUGGGCUCUGGUCGCUGGCUGCAAAGGAAUUCGAGGAGAUGGGGAUUAAGGAAUGUGGUCACGAUGAGGUUAUCUGGCUGAUAAGAAUGAGGACGAAGGAAAGAGAGCGGGAGAGAGGAAUGGAGAAGAAUCUCAGCUCCCGUCGUGUUGCAUUAGGGAGAUUUCUCCUCGUCCUGGUAGAAAACUCGACGACGCCUACGACGCUGGCUCUUUCUUCUUCACCCAACUCCAGGCAGGGAUCGCGAAGGGGGCUUGCGAUCCACUAUCGAAUUAAUUUAGUAUCAUUUAAUCAUUUAAUUCCUCGGAAGGGCCACGCAGCAGUGGAUCUUUACACGGUUAACUUUGCGUCGCCAGACAAGAAUAGUACCUCCUCCGUCGCCCAGACGCCCGUCAAUUCGCGAGUUCGUGGAAUUGCGCCCCAUCAUUCUUCAUUCCUCUAUCGUGGGCCUGGCAGAAAUUCCGUGCCUAACGGUUUGCCAGCGAGGAUUGACGGUUGA
Aspergillus sclerotioniger CBS 115572 is the source of this 585-nucleotide messenger RNA. RefSeq lists its product as uncharacterized. The record is from RefSeq and is a predicted model, not a curated record. Lineage: Eukaryota; Fungi; Ascomycota; Eurotiomycetes; Eurotiales; Aspergillaceae. Bases 1 to 585 code for a protein of 194 amino acids. The transcript has 2 exons.